Molecule: messenger RNA, 1885 nt
Organism: Phlebotomus papatasi
Lineage: Eukaryota; Metazoa; Arthropoda; Insecta; Diptera; Psychodidae
Product: protein brown-like
Exons: 3
Coding region: 10-1821 (603 amino acids)
Cellular component (GO): plasma membrane
Molecular function (GO): ATP binding; ATP hydrolysis activity; ABC-type transporter activity
Source: RefSeq, a predicted model, not a curated record
GUUGAGGAAAUGGAAGUGACACUACGUUGGGAGGAUGUUAAUUAUAGUAUAAUUCGAAAGAAUAGUUAUUGGUGGCAGAGACGAAAAAAAACUCCGGAAAUCCAUCAUAUUCUUCAGAAUGUAUCCGGUGAAGUAUCCACUGGUGAUCUCGUUGCCAUUGUGGGUGCAAGUGGAGCUGGUAAAACCACUCUCUUGGCGGCAAUCUCUAGAAGAAUUCGUGGAAACAAAUUGGCGGGAAAGUUCACGAUCAACUCGAGGGAAAUUGAUCGCGAAGAAAUGACAAGCAUCUCGGGAUUUGUGCCACAGAGUGAUAGUCUGAUCAAUGCUCUGACCGUUGAGGAACAUCUAAUGUUUAUUGGGUUACUCAAAUAUUCCCGGAAGAUGCCACAGACUCGAUUGAAGAACACAAUCAAGAAAAUUCUCGUUCAACUCGGACUCAGUUCCCUAGCUUCCUCGAGAAUUGGUACUUUGUCCGGAGGUGAGAGAACGAAACUAAAUGUAGCCACAGAGUUACUAGGAGAGCCCUACUUCUUGUUUUGUGACGAGCCUACAACCGGAUUGGACAGUUUCAAUGCCCUUUUAGUCAUAAAGACCCUGAGAAAUCUUUGUGGGAUAGAUCAAAGGGAUAACACAAAUUUCGAGAUGGAAAUCGUGACAUCGGAGGAAAAUCUUUGGGAACCACAAUCACAGGCCUUCCCUAAAGGUGUUGUGUGUUCGAUUCAUCAACCAACUUCUGACAUCUUCCACUGCUUUUCUCACAUUAUCCUUAUACGUGAAGGAAGAAUUGUAUUCCAAGGAACCACAAGAGACGCUGAAGAAAAGUUUCGUGAAGCUGGGUUUAUUUGUCCAGAAAAUUACAAUCCUAUUGAGUAUUACGUGAAGAUCAUAUCCCAACAACCAGGGCUUGAUCUCACGACCAAAGAAACCCGAUCACGAGUUUUAAGAACAGUGAAUUGGAAGGUGAUUUGUGAAAGUAAACUUCCUACUUUGUGGAUUCUUCAGGUUUUCUACCUCCUGAAGAGAUCAAGUAUAGUGGCACGACGAUCAAUGAAGGAAGUGAUCAUCAGAAGCGUAAUCUAUAUGAUCUCAUCUAUUUUUGUUGCACUUUUCUAUCAGAGCGUCACAGGAAGGACACAAACUUCUGUCCAGGACAUUGAAGGAGCAAUCUUUAGCCUCUGUGUAGAAGUUAUUUUUAUGAAUUGUAGCUCAGUGAUCAUGUUAUUUUGUCCACAAUUAGCAAUGGUUCGGAGAGAGACUGGAGAGAAAUUGUUCAGUAUCUCGGCUUUUUAUACAGCUGCAGUUUUAGAGCAGAUUCCCAGGGCCUUCAUUGACUCUUUUAUCUUCGUGGGCAUUGUAUAUGCGUCACUGGAUUUUUUCGGUGAUAUCUGGACAUAUAUCCUGAUGUCUCUAAGUUGUUCCAUCGCUGCUGUGGCUUCAAUGGCAUAUGGGUUUAUGAUUUCAGGAAUAUUUGUAUACGAGAAGAUCGUGAACGAAAUCACUGCGCCUCUGGAUGCCAUGGUGAUGCUUGGCGGAUUUUACGUUAACGUGAGCAGUUUUUUCUAUCUAAAAUACACGUCGCUCUUUUUCCUCAUUACGGAAGCCAUGUCUGUGCAGUAUUGGCUUGAAAUUGACUACAUUGAGUGCUCAACGCCAACAAAUUGCCUUAGAAAUGGAACUGAUGUUCUUAACUACUACUCCUUUGGUACUGAUUCAACGGCAAUCUGGGGAGAUUACUUGGGUUUAGGUAUCUGGUUCACAAUAUCCCACAUUUUGGGACUCCUUGGUUUAAAACGGUACACUCAAAAGGAAGGUUUUUAUUAAAGAUUAAUUUAUGCUGAGGAUGGUGCGAUAUAAUGUAAAUAAAAAUUAAUUCUGUAUUUUUAAA